This is a messenger RNA of Ceutorhynchus assimilis (cabbage seed weevil), 4908 nucleotides long. NCBI's taxonomy places the organism in Eukaryota, Metazoa, Arthropoda, Insecta, Coleoptera, Curculionidae. The record is from the annotation of a GenBank genome assembly.
AUGGAAAGUUUAGAAGACGUGGCGGCCAGGGAAGAGGCCGAAAGACAGCAAAGUUUGAGGGAUUUGGAACAAUUGUACGAGUGGCUGCAACAGUUCGAGGAUCCACCACCUGCGCCCAGGCCUCCGCCACCUUAUCAAUUUAGAAACGGAGACAUCACCCAAAAAGGAUACGAAAAGAAAAGGACGAGAUUGCUGACCCCUUAUGUGCCUAAACAAAACUCCACUAGCAACGAACCGGAAAGCGGUAGCUGUGGCGGUAGCGGUGGCGGUAGAGCUAGCGAUAGAAGCGGCGGCGAUAGAGCGCCUCAGCAACAAACCAGACGUCGAACUCAGCGACGCGUCACGCACAAUGAAAAGCGUUACCAUUCAGAAGUUCGACAAGAGGCCGUCCAACAAGCAUUGGCGCAAGCAUUGCAAAACAGGCACAAACCUUCGAUGCCGAUGCCGUCGAAACGGACGUCGGUUAUGGCCAGGAGUCCAGACAGGGAACGACACGAUUCAGAAUCAUCUUCGGACGAAGACAGUUUAGCAAAUGAGGAGGCGGCAACGACGGUCGAAAGUACGCCGGAACGGGAAAAAGCGAUAAUGAGGGGCGGCAGCGGCGGCGACCGCGGCCACCACGGUUUCCCGCCCCCGCCGCCGAGCGACACUUCGAGCGCCGGGUCUCCGCCGCCCCUGCAGCGACGCCCGAGGGCGCCACCGCCCUUGUGGAACGACCAGCGCGGCCGUAGCCAGCAGGAGAUCACCGACAUCAGCGACGUCUUGCAGAAUUUCAGACCUUAUUCUCAACCUCCAGAUGUAACAAACAACACAACAGCCCAAGGGACCCGUCGCAACGCAGACAGAGUCAACAGAUUCACAUCUUCAGCCUCGGAAGACGGCACAAUGGGCACUGGAACGGGAAGAUGGAAGGUGUCGGCAAAAAUCCAGCAACUGCUCAACACUUUGAAACGGCCCAAGCGCCGGCCGCUGCCCGAAUUUUACGAAGACGACGAUAUCGAAUUGGAAUUGGCAGCGAAUCCUAAAGAUCCUAAUGCACCUAAACCGGAAGGAAGUUGUAUGACUCAAGCAGUUGGUGAACAAUUGACGAUACCCUCGGGAUUGCCUAGAAAUCUAGAAGCUGCCAUCCUACGAUACGGCAACGCUAGUUUUAAGGCGCCCGUGGCUACAGUUUUAGAUCCUAAUGGAAAAUUGUCGACGACUCUAACUUACGGUAAACUACUUUCAAGAUCUCAUAAAAUAGCUUACGCCCUCCUAACAAAGUCCUUCAGUAAAAACGGCGAUACCAGCCUCAAAUCAGGCGAUAGAGUGGCUCUAGUCUACCCCAACAAUGACCCCAUCAAUUUUUUGUGCGCCUACUACGGGUGUAUCCAGGCUGGCAUCGUACCAGUACCCAUUGAGGUACCAAUUACAAGACGAGACGCCGGUUCGUUGCAAAUUGGAUUUUUAUUGGGCAGCUGUGCAGUACAGGUUGCUCUAACGUCAGAGCUUUGUUUGAAAGGCCUACCAAAAACGACAUCUGGCGAAGUGAUUCAAUUCAAAGGCUGGCCGAAGCUCACUUGGUUCGUAACUGAACAUCUGGCCAAAACCCCAAAAGACUGGACCCCGCAACCAAGACUUACUGACGAAACGCCAGCUUACAUAGAAUACAGCACCGACAGAGACGGCUCUGUAAUGGGAGUAACUAUAGCUAGAGCGGCCAUGGUGCAACAUUGCAGAAUGCUAACGAUGGCCUGUAACUAUACAGAAGGCGAAAAUAUGGUGUGCGUUUUGGAUUUCAAGCGAGAAGUCGGACUGUGGCAUUCAGUAUUAACAAGCGUCCUAAACGGUAUGCACGUGAUUUACAUCCCUUAUGCUUUAAUGAAAGCCAAUCCAGCCAGUUGGAUGCAAAUGAUUACAAAGUACCGUGCCUCUGUCGCUAUAGUCAAAUCCAGAGACCUUCAUUGGGGUUUGUUGGCGACCAAAGACCAUAAGGACAUCAAUUUGAGCUCGUUGCGGAUGCUUUUGGUAGCUGACGGUGCCAACCCCUGGUCUCUAAGUAGCUGUGAUCAAUUUUUGUCUGUGUUCCAAUCCAAGGGGCUUAGGGCUGACACUAUUUGCCCUUGCGCUAGCUCAAGCGAAUGUUUAACUGUUUCCGCCAGACGUCCCGGCAGAGGUGUUAGUGUGAAUGCAACGGGCCGAGGAGUACUUUCGAUGCAAGGACUCAGUUACGGAGUGGUGCGAGUGGAUCAGGAAAACAGUUUGACGUCGUUGACGUUGCAAGAUUGCGGGCAAGUGAUGCCCGGUUGUGUGAUAGUCGUUGUUAAAAUGGAGGGAGUGUCUUAUUUGUGUAAAACCGAUGAAGUGGGCGAGAUUUGUGUGAAUUCCGGCGCCACCGGUACUCAGUAUUGGGGACUUCCUGGACUGAGCAACACUACAUUUAAGGUGCAACCGUUGGGUACCGAUGGAAAACCAAUCUCAGACGCUGAAUACACCAGAAGCGGACUUUUAGGUUUUCUAGGUCCUGGCGGGUUGGUAUUUGUAUGCGGUUCACGAGAUGGACUUAUGACAGUUACAGGUCGAAAACACAAUGCUGACGAUAUAAUAGCGACGGUACUGGCUGUGGAACCAAUGAAAUUUAUUUAUAGAGGCCGAAUCGCUGUGUUUAGUAUACGAGUGUUGAGGGACGAAAGGAUUUGCGUCAUUGCCGAACAAAGGCCUGAUUGUAGUGAGGAAGAGUCAUUCCAGUGGAUGUCACGAGUGUUACAAGCAGUCGACUCGAUCCACCAAGUAGGAAUUUACUGUUUAGCUCUAGUACCACCCAAUUAUCUACCGAAAACACCUCUUGGAGGUAUCCACUUGUCUGAAACUAAGAGGCGAUUUUUGGAAGGUGGUUUGCAUCCUGCCAACGUUCUCAUGUGUCCUCAUACGUGCAUCACAAACUUACCAAAGCCUAGAGAAGUACAUUCAGACGUGGGUCCCGCGAGCGUAAUCGUGGGCAAUUUGGUGCAGGGCAACCGAUUGGCCAGCGCCCAAGGCAGAGAAGUCGGCGGAUUGGUCGAAGAGGACGGCGACUCAUCCAAAAAACAACAAAUGAUUGCCGAAAUUCUACGAUGGCGAGCCCAAAGCACUUCGGAUCAUGUUUUGUUCACUUUGCUGAACAGCAAAGGAGCGGCGGCCAAAGUCCUCUCCUGUUCAGAGUUGCACAAGAAGGCUGAACGUAUAGGAAAUUUGCUAGUGGAAAAAGGACGCAUCAAUACCGGCGAUCAUGUAGCUUUAAUAUUUCCGCCAGGUUUGGAUUUGAUUUGUGCGUUUUAUGGGUGCUUAUAUGUUGGAGCUGUUCCUGUGACAAUAAGGCCACCUCACCCUCAAAACCUCCAAACCACUUUGCCAACAGUAAGAAUGAUAGUGGACGUAUCAAAAUCAGUUUUGGUGUUGUCUAUUCAGGCUGUGAUUAAAUUGCUGCGUUCCAAAGAAGCCAGUAAUGUCGUAGACAUUAAAGCUUGGCCAGUCAUUUUGGACACUGACGAUAUGCCAAAGAAAAAAUUGCCAGUAGUUUAUAGGGCUCCGACAGCUGAAAUGUUGGCCUAUUUGGACUUUAGCGUCUCGACUACUGGCAUGUUGGCCGGCAUCAAAAUAUCCCACGCAGCAGUGACGAAUUUAUGUAAAAGCAUGAAACUCGCAUGCGAGUUGUACCCUAGUCGACACAUAGCUUUAUGUUUAGAUCCGUAUUGCGGCUUAGGAUUCGCUUUAUGGUGUUUAAGUAGUAUAUAUUCCGGUCACCAUUCCAUCCUGAUCCCCCCUUCAGAAGUAGAAGUGAAUCCUUCCUUGUGGCUCACCGCAGUGUCUCAAUAUAAAGUCAGAGACACUUUUUGUUCGUACGGAGUCAUGGAAUUGUGCACGAAAGGCUUAGGAUCUUCAGUGACUCAAUUAAAAUCACGAGGAGUCAAUUUGGGUUGCGUCAGGACGUGCGUCGUGGUGGGAGAAGAACGGCCUAGGAUCAAUUUGACUACCAGUUUUUCCAAGCUUUUCAGCGCCCUUGGUUUAAGUCCCAGGGCUGUAUCCACUUCGUUUGGUUGUAGAGUCAAUGUGGCUAUUUGUUUGCAAGGCGCUUCCAGUCCGGAACCGUCUACGGUUUAUGUGGACUUGAGGGCGUUGAGAAAUGACAGGGUUAGUUUGGUGGAACGAGGCAGUCCGCAUAGUUUGUGUUUGAUGGAGAGCGGGAAACUUUUGCCAGGAGUUAAAGUGAUUAUUGCCAAUCCGGAAUCGAAAGGUCAAUGUGGUGACUCGCACUUGGGUGAAAUUUGGGUACAAAGCGGCCACAACGCCAGCGGCUAUUUCACGAUUUACGGAGACGAAUCCGAGUACGGAGACCAUUUCAACGCCCGUCUAGUAACUGGAAAUACUGGAGAAGUGUACGCCAGAACCGGGUAUUUAGGAUUUUUACGACGCACUGAAGGAAUAGAAAGCUGUCCAGAAGAAACCACAUUGAAUCAAAGCGACAACGAAUCGGUUGGUUCCUCGCACCAUUUGGUACCGACUGACUCGCCCGAAUUACACGACGCAGUGUUUGUAGUUGGGGCCUUAGACGAAACCAUUAUGCUUAGAGGCAUGCGAUAUCACCCUAUUGACAUUGAAAAUUCCGUAUUAAGAUGCCAUAAGAAGAUUGCGGAAUGUGCUGUUUUUACAUGGACAAACCUGCUAGUGGUUGUAGUGGAACUUGACGGUAACGAAAGCGAGGCCCUAGAUUUGGUACCGCUAGUAACAAACACGGUACUGGAAGACCAUCAUCUUAUCGUUGGAGUGGUUGUUGUGGUGGAUCCAGGAGUGGUACCGAUAAACUCGAGAGGCGAAAAACAGCGAAUGCACUUGAGGGACGGGUUUUUGGCCGAUCAGCUCGAUCCGAUUUACGUGGCGUACAACAUGUAA